Molecule: messenger RNA, 2241 nt
Organism: Beta vulgaris subsp. vulgaris (sugar beet)
Lineage: Eukaryota; Viridiplantae; Streptophyta; Magnoliopsida; Caryophyllales; Amaranthaceae
Exons: 7
Coding region: 1122-1988 (288 amino acids)
Source: RefSeq, a predicted model, not a curated record
GAAGCUUAAUGUUGGACAACAUCAGAUUCCACCUUAUGAGAGGCAACGUUUAGAGAGAGUGAGGUUUAACGAAGAAAGAAUGAAAGCAAAAGGGUUUGGAGGUUUGGCAAACAAGUCAUUACUCGACAAAACUCAGGAGAUUCUCAGUGGAUGGAAGAUGAUGAAAUAUUUUCAUCUGAUGACGAGUACUUCACAUCAGACUAUGAGGGUUAUGACGAGGAGAACGAAACUAAUAAUGAUGCGCGGCAAAAUACUAUGGAGGUGGAAAAAGAGGGAGUGAAGCACCCAUUAUCUCAACCAUUAUCUAUGAGGGAGUUUGUGCAUAAAAAUGGGCAACGGAACCAACAAGCAAAGGAUAACACACAAUCUGAAAAUGUCGAGCAAAACAGGCGAAAAUCCGUGGGGACUGCCAAACCUGCAAAACAGCAAAUGACAAAGGAUAUUGCACGCCCUCAAAAGCAACAACCAAAGGGAAAGACACAAGAAAAGGAGUAUUGUAUUCCGGGGUCUAUAUCUUCAUUUCGCUUGUUUCGGCAAAAGCAGUUAGAAAAGAUGCGACACACCACAGACACGGAAUCUCCUAUUACCAAUGGAAUGACACAUGAAGCAAACUUGGAAAUUCAGAUUCCUUCCACUAUAAUAAGAAAUGAUGAAGUUGAACAUGAAUUGGAGCAACAACCAAUAAAUGAAGAAAUAGAAGUGGAAUCUCAACCAAAUGAAAGAAUAGAGGAAGCUUGUAAGAGUAAAAAGCAACGAGGUCCAACAACGUUAACAAAGGUCCACUCGCGUACAAGAGAAGAGCGUGAAGCUAUUGUACUGAACUCAAUCGGCCAACCAGUUGGACCAACAAAAGAAGUUGUUGAUGAAUUUAGCCUCUUCUUGGGUACAGUUGCUAGGGAUUCCGAGCUUGCGCCUCUUAAUUAUAGAAAAUUCAAACUUUUGCCCACACUUGAUAAAAUAUGGGAUUAUGUUUUGGUAUGUUCCUUUCAUUGUUUCUUUUCUAUAUAAGCUCAUUCAUCAAACUGAAAACAUGUAUACACUACUAAUUGAGCUCAUUCAUUGGACCGAAUACCUUAUAUACUACUAAUUGAGCUCAUUCAUUGUUGGGUUAGGAAAAGUACAUGGUUCCCGAUCAAGGGAAAAAAUGGGUUUUCGAAUCUAUAAAUGCAAGUUGGCGUGGUCAUAAAUGUAGGGUAAAGCAAAAGCACUACUAUGCACAUGAAACUGAUGAGAAAAGGUGGGAAAAUCGUCCAAAAACAGUUUCCGAUUCUCAAUUUAAAGAUCUUUUGGAAUACUGGAAUUGUUCACUAAUCGAGAAAGAAGCAAAAAUUAAUAAAGGCAAUCGUGGAUCACUAGAUGAUAUGCAUACUAUGGGUCCGAAGUCAUACGCAAUGUUACGUCAUAAGUUGCAACAAGAGGAUCCGGAUAAGCAAGAGCCUUCACAAGAAAAGGUCUACAAAGAAUCGAGGAAAAGAAAUCCUGAAAAGACAUACCUCACCAACAACGAAAAAUCUAUAUCCAAUAUUGCCAAGAUGGAUGCUUUACAAAGUGUUGAACAUGGAGAAGAUGGUAACACUAAGGAUCAUUACUCUGAAGUCAUACAAGAUCCUGUACGCAAAAAUCGUGUACGCCUUUAUGGAAGAGGUGUAACAAAGACUGAUUUGAAAAAAAAGGAUACAAAUUCGGGUUUCAUAUUUCCACAGGAGUUUUUACAAAGUAUGGAGACUCAAUUGGUGCAAAAGCUAGCACCGAGCGUGGCAUCUGUCAUUCUUUCUCAAAUUCAAGCCGCUAAUCCAGGAGUAGAGCUUGUGAUUCCUGACUUUUCAAUUGGUACAAAACCAAAGGAUGCAUCUAGAGAUCAACAUCCAACUAGUGACACCAAUGAGCAAGCUUCUAAUGGCCCUCAAUUGUUAGAUUGUGAGGAGAGACUUGGUGAAAUUCCGGAAGAUUUGGGAUCUAACCGAGCCGGACAACCUUUGGUUAAUUAGUGAAACUCGGGAGAGCAGCAAAAUAGAUCAAGUGGAGCGAUAUUUAGAAGCAAAAUGAUCUAUAUGUGUACUUAAAAGGAAUUUGUGGUACUAAAACAAAUAUUUAUUAGUUGGGUUUGAUUGAGUACGUUAAUUAUCGUUAAUUAGGAUUUGUCAUGUAUACUCUUAGUUUAAUUAGUUUUGGAUAUUAUGAUACAGAUAUAUAUGACGAUUAUUUUUGGAUAUUAUGAUACAGAUAUAUAUGAUAAUUAUU